Molecule: messenger RNA, 803 nt
Organism: Echinops telfairi (small Madagascar hedgehog)
Lineage: Eukaryota; Metazoa; Chordata; Mammalia; Afrosoricida; Tenrecidae
Gene: EXOSC4
Product: exosome component 4
Exons: 3
Coding region: 24-761 (245 amino acids)
Biological process (GO): U4 snRNA 3'-end processing; nuclear mRNA surveillance; poly(A)-dependent snoRNA 3'-end processing
Cellular component (GO): cytoplasmic exosome (RNase complex); nuclear exosome (RNase complex); nucleolus
Source: RefSeq, a predicted model, not a curated record
GGUCCGAGAGCGGGCUGGGCGGCAUGGCGGGCCUGGAGCUGUUGUCAGACCAGGGCUACCGGGUGGACGGGCGGCGCGCCGGGGAGCUGCGGAAGAUCCAGGCGCGGAUGGGCGUGUUUGCGCAGGCCGACGGCUCGGCCUAUAUCGAACAAGGCAACACCAAGGCGUUGGCGGUGGUCUACGGGCCGCACGAGAUCCGGGGCUCCCGGGCACGAGCCUUGCCUGACCGUGCACUGGUGAAUUGCCAGUACAGCUCCGCCACCUUCAGCACAGGUGAGCGCAAGAGGCGGCCACAUGGGGACCGCAAGUCCUGCGAGAUGGGCCUACAGCUGCGCCAGACCUUCGAAGCAGCCAUCCUCACCCAGCUGCACCCUCGCUCACAGAUUGACAUCUACGUGCAGGUGCUGCAGGCAGAUGGUGGGACAUACUCGGCUUGUGUGAACGCAGCUACUCUGGCCGUGCUGGAUGCUGGCAUACCUAUGCGGGAUUUCGUGUGUGCCUGCUCUGCUGGCUUUGUGGAUGGCACGGCCCUGGCGGACUUGAGCCACGUGGAGGAGGCAGCUGGUGGCCCCCAGCUGGCCCUGGCCCUACUGCCAGCCUCAGGCCAGAUUGCCCUCCUGGAGAUGGACGCUCGGCUGCACGAGGACCACCUGGAGCGGGUGCUGGAGACUGCUUCCCGGGCUGCUCGGGACGUGCACACCCUGCUGGACCGCGUGGUCAGGCAGCAUGUGUGUGAGGCCUCCCUCUUGCUGGGGGACUGAUCAUCUGCACACUCGCCCCUGAAUAAAGCUCUUCCCACAUUC